Molecule: messenger RNA, 1716 nt
Organism: Trypanosoma grayi
Lineage: Eukaryota; Euglenozoa; Kinetoplastea; Trypanosomatida; Trypanosomatidae
Product: putative ATP-dependent DEAD/H RNA helicase
Exons: 1
Coding region: 1-1716 (571 amino acids)
Biological process (GO): maturation of LSU-rRNA from tricistronic rRNA transcript (SSU-rRNA, 5.8S rRNA, LSU-rRNA)
Cellular component (GO): nucleolus
Molecular function (GO): nucleic acid binding; ATP binding
Source: RefSeq, a predicted model, not a curated record
AUGAGACGGUGUGUGCGGUUAUUGUGGCGCCCGGAGAGGCGGCUACCGCGACGUUUCCGCGACGUGCCGGAUGAAUUCACCGACAUCCGUUCCUCCGACUGCCGGCCGCUGGUCUUCACUCCCAAGCGGCCGGCACCGCUGCGUGACGUCGCCCUCUCUGAUAUAGUCAUUGACGAGACGGCGAUGCAAACCGCCUCGCUGAGAGAACUUUCACAGCAGCCGGUAGCGAAACUCGACGCAGAGCGGAUGGGCCUUCCUCCACACCUCGUGAACUACCUGCAGCGCCGCUUCACGCAGGACAACGCAUCGGGUGGUGGCUUUCAAGGUCUGACGAUGAUACAGGCACGCGCGCUUCAGCACUUCUACGCCCGACAGGACGUGGCUCUCUGCGCCCCAACAGGGACUGGCAAGACUUUCGCGUUGUGCUUGGCCCUCGUUGCGCGGCUGAUGCGAGACGGGCCGAUGAAACUCUUUUCGGUUGUCUUCCUCGCGCAGAAUGACCACCUUUGCCGGCAGAUCGCGCGCUGGAUGGAAGAGAUGUGGUGGUACGAGUCAGAUGAUCGUCUGGUGUUCGCCGCAACAAGUGACAUUCCCCCGAAUGUUGUGUACCGCCGCCUCACACGCGAACUCGUCCGCGACGCCUCCGGCAAUGUUAUUGGAACAGUGGACAAGCGACCUUAUGUCUGUGUCGCCACACCGGAGGUUUUUUGGACUUUUUUCCAGCGCCGAAAAGAUGUGAUCCUCCAGCGUGAGGCGGCGAAGGGACGCAGGAAACACUCCUUCGCACUCACGCCUGUGCUCCCGGGCAUCGACCUCGUCGUUGUGGACGAGGUGGACGACGUGCUGCCGUCGACACGCCCCGAGGCACCUGGUAAUUUGCUAAUGAAGGAGCUUUAUCGCUUCGUCAAGUACCAAGCACCGGUCCAGCUCGUCUUCACGAGUGCGACGCUCGCAGGUUCGACGGUUAACCACGUGCGACGGUUCUUGAAGAAGAGUGUUCUUGAGUCCAAGACGUCCCGUAUCUUUGAGAGUGAGGUGGAAAGCCUCAUGCACAACGCGAAGACAACGGGAAAUCUCUCGCGUGUAAGCGUCCCCGAGAGCAUUCAGCACCUCUUCUACACUGCUGACACCCUCGAGGAACAGCAAGAGUGCUUGACAGCUGCCAUGAGGGCCACAAAGAGCAUGCCAACCUGUGACGAUGACAGCAGCAAUAGUGGUGCUGGUGUUCGGGUGCUGGUGAUUCUGCCAGAUUCGGCUAACACAGAGCUCUUUGUGAAGCGGGUUUUGACCCCCAGUCAGGUGGAUGAUCAAUUCACGGUUGAAAUGACAGACAAAACGCGUCACUCUUGUAGUGGACGCGAAGGAAAGGGACAUAGGAAGCACUUGGACCCGUCAGAGUUAGACACUACAUGCCCUUCUGCGUCGUCAUCCAUUCGACGAUUUAUUCUGUGUAGUUCGUCUUCUGUUCGUGGCCUGGAUAUUGUCAACCUCUCACAUGUGGUGAUUCUUUCCACACCGGGAUCGGCGUUGGAGUAUGCGCAUUGGUGCGGGCGUGUGGGCCGUUUUGGAGGCUGUGGCGUUGCAGUUGUUAUCAUGAGUCGCUCCGCCGUGCGGAGUAUGAGCGGGUUUUGCGACGCGCUGAGCAUACCGUUCACGGUGCAGCGGCGGUACAAGAAGAUCGACGUGGACGCGGAACGGCGUACGCUCGGCCUCUAG